CUCCCGCGGUCGCCCCGAGGGGUCACGUGAGACGCUGCUUGUCCGUGCGCAUGCUCGGCGCCCGGCAUAUAAAGACCCGCGCGGCCCCGCCGCUCGGGACUCCGGAUGUUGUGCAGCCCGGCGCCGCUCUCUUCUUCCGAGUUCUUGCUCCUUUCCCUUCUCGCCGCUCGGCCCCCCUCCCCCCGUGUCCGCGUCUCUCCCGGUCCCGCUCGGGGGCUCUCCGGACUGGCGUCCGCCGCCCGCGGCCCGUUCCCGCCGCCCCUUCUCUGCGCCUGCCCCGGGCCGGCUCGCCCUGGGGGUCUCUCCGGGGGCGCUGUCCUCUGGCCGGCUGCGCCAGCCUGGUCCCGAGCGGGCGGUCUCUGGGGCGCCGUCGCGGGAGCGUGCCCGGCCCCGGGGGCCGCGGGCCGCGCGCGGGGUUCUACUGCCGAAGCGCGAAGCUUCCUUUUCUUCCAGGCACCAUGGAAGCAAGACCCUCAUGUUGCUCCACUACCACCUUGUUCCAUCAGGAAGGAGUGGGGGGGAUCACAUACCGGAUCCCAGCACUGCUCUACAUCCCACCAGCCCGGGUCUUGCUGGCCUUUGCAGAGAAGCGUUCCACAGCGGAUGAUACAGAUGCACUUUAUCUGGUGCUGCGACGAGGAGAGAAGGUGGACCAUUCUGUGCAGUGGGGGCCUCAGGAGUCCCUGAUGGCAGCCACGCUCCCUGGAUUCCGCACCAUGAACCCCUGUCCUGUGUGGGAGCGCAAGAGUGGGCGUGUCUUUCUGUUUUUCAUUUGUGUGCGUAAGCACGUCACGGAGCAGCGGCAGAUUUGUUCAGGGAAGAACGCCGCCCGCCUGUGCUUUGUCUCCAGCUCAGACCACGGGCGUUCUUGGAGCCCAAUCAAGGACUUGACCGAGGAGGUGAUUGGAGAGGAGGUGGAGCACUGGGCUACGUUUGCGGUGGGCCCUGGCCACGGGGUGCAGCUCCAGUCUGGGAGGCUGGUCAUCCCUGCCUAUGCCUACCACUUUUCCCGCUGGCACUGCCUGGGCAUCUUCUUCCGAUCUAGAGCCAGGCCCCAUUCGCUGAUGUUUUACAGUGAUGACAGGGGGGCCACCUGGAAACACGGGCAGCUCCUCCAGCCAGGGGUGACCAUCGAAUGUCAGGUAGCAGAGGUGAUGAGUUUGAACAGCCUUCCUGUGUUAUAUUGCAGUGCCCGGACCUCUGGUAGGUGUCGGGCCGAAGCGAUCAGCACAGACCUGGGGGAGCACUUUGAGAAAUCUUCCUUCGUCCGGGAGCUAUGUGAGCCCCCCCACGGUUGCCAGGGAAGUGUCAUGAGCUUCAGGCCCAGGAGGAGCCUUUUGCAAGAAGAGGCCCCAGCCUUCUUCAGCCACCCAGAAUCACUGGUCAGCGCCCUUGAACCAGAGUCGAGCUGCAGCCCUCCAACCUCAUGGCUCGUCUACUCACACCCAACGAGCAGGAGAUGUAGGCGCAACCUCGGCAUCCAUGUCAACCGGGCUCCUCUGGAGGCUGCUCAGUGGUCCCAGCCCUGGGUCCUCCACAGGGGGCCCAGUGCUUACUCUGACCUGAUUGCCCUCGAGGAAGGCUUGUUUGGGUGCUUGUUCGAGUGUGGGGAGAAGUGUGAGUAUGAACAGAUCGCCUUCUGUCUGUUCACAGACCAAGAGCUCCUGAGUCACACUCGGGAGAAGUGCUCAGGCCCAGGGAAGGCCGGCCUCUCCAAUGUCCGGUAGCUUCGGUCCCCACUCCCUGGGGGAGAGAUGUGGAAGCCUCAGCUGCCCCUCUCUCCUCCAGCAUUUAUGAGCCUUAAUGUUUAUCAGCAUUAUCUCAGUUGGCCCUCACAGCAUCCCCACCCACUAGUUGCUGCUAUUCUCCUUCCCAUUUUACCCGUGAGGAAACUGAGGCAAGCCGCAGGUUAAGUGCAUUGCCUCUGGUCAUGUGGGUUUUAAGUCUCUGAGGGUCUUGCUGACCCCAGGAUCAGGGCUCCGCUCCACCCUCCCCAGCUGCUUCUGGGGAGAGUCACAAGUGCCAUGGAGGCCUGACCCCCGGGCUGCUUCUCCUGUGGCUGGCCUGCUUCACGCCUUUUACUCCUUGUAUGCCAUCCCCUCUCCAAGGAGUGGAAGGAACUGCUGGCAGGCUGCCUAGAUCUGGAGCUGUGGGAAGUGUCUGCGUAGGGCGUCAGGACGGCCAUCCCUGUGCAGCCCUGUGUCCGCUACCGCGUGCCAGACAGGAGCAAACACUGACGGCAUGGGAAGGAAAGGAGCGGGCGAGCUGGACUCUGAAGUGCUAGGGAGAAGCGGGCGCCUGGACCCCAGCCAUGAGCUCCUGUGUCCUCAGUGUUCAGAUAUAGAGAGACCUGAGGCCUCACACCCUCUUCUGUGCCAGGCACUGUGUCAGGAAAGGCAACAACGGCUCUCAGGCAGCUUGCAGGAAGGCAGCAAAUGCACCUGGGCCCGGACAGGCCACAGGCACAGCACGCUGGAGCUAUCACAGAAGGAAGUGGGACUGGGGGAGGCUUCCUGGGGAAGAAGAAGUGUCGCCAAGACUUGAUGACAGAAAGAGAGAAGUAGGGAGAGAAUUUCAGGCCUGAGGCAGUCAGGGACGGGGGACAGAGUCAGGGACGGGGGGCAGAGUCAGGGAUGGCGCAUCUCAUGGAAGAACAGCAAGAAGGCGAGUCUCCCUGGAGUGGGUGGAGGGAGGCAAGUGUGGACAGCUCAGGAAGUCCAGGAGAACCUCGAAGAGGAAAAGCUUGGAACCCCUUGAGCACAACUGCAGGAUCAGCUGGGAUGGGGAGAGAACUGAGAAACGAGCUUUCACUCACAUUGCUGUGUGAGAGGGGACGGGAGCCUGGUCAGGGCUGCAGCAGUGUUGGGCCAGAAACAUGGCCGGGUCAGAGCUGACAGGACUUGGCAACAGAUGGGAUAUGAGCAGUGAGAGAUGGAGAGACAGCAGGGACAGUUUUUCAGGCAGGGUCUCUUAGCUGAGUACUGCCAGGCAAGUCCCUGAUCUCCCUCCCCUAUAAAAUGAUUUGAGUCUCUUCUGUGAAGAUCAAUAAAGGAAACACAGGGAGCCCCAUUCUGUAACUUUCCUUUGUUCUCAAAAAUCAUGUUCCAAGACCACUGUCUUACUCCUUUGAGCCCCCUUCUUAAUCUCUGCAGCUUUUUUUCAAGCUUCCCUUUAUCCCUCAGAAACUCUUCCCCUAAUUAGGGAGAAGGCAGGAACCUCAUCAUCACAGUGACCUCCUUCCUAACUCAUCCCUUUGGCGCCGGGAUUGCCUUGAGAGAGGGCAACUUAUGGAGAGAAUUCCAUUUUGCAACUAAUUCAGAUCAAGGACAGCUAGGUGGCAUGGGGAAUAGAGAGCCAGGCCUGGAGUCAGGAAGGCCCGAGUUUGAAAGCUGUCUUAGACACUAACAAGCUGUAUGACCCUGGGUAGGUCACUUAAUCGUUUGCCUCUGUUUCCCCAUCUGUAAAAUUACCUGGAGAAGGAAAUGGCAAGCCACUCCAUUAUCCUUGCCAAGAGAACUCCUAAUGGGGUUACAGACAGUUGGACAGGACUCAAUAGCAGCAACUUAUCAAGGGUUCUUCACUGGAUAUUGAAAAGGAAGAGAAAAGGAAGACUGAAAAAAUGCCAUCUUUGAGAAAGCUGUAGAUAAUAACAGUGAUAAUAGGUGAUAUUUCUGUGCUGAUCUACAUACUGUGUGCUGUUAAAUGUUUUUUGCUUAUUUUCUCCCCCAGAUGUCAGUUAGGUAGGACAAGUAUCACAUUUGACAGACAAGGAGAUUUGAGUUUCCAAGAGAGGAAGUGGCAGAUCUAGGACUCUCACCCCCAUCUUUUUAUCCAUGUUUGGCUCCCUUUCGACUGUGCCAUAAUUCUCUCAAGUUUUCCCCCAUUUCCACGUCUAGGUAGGCAGGGCAAGGAUCACCACCUCCAUUUCACAUGUUGGGAAAUCUAGCUGAGAGGUUUCAGAACUAGGAUUUGACCUCAGAUUUUUUGAGUCCUUAGUAUGGCCAGACUGUCUUUCAGUGCCAUGAGUCCUGUUAACCCUUUGUGGACAAGACUUGGUAAAUAAGCUCCUUUUGUAAUGUUGCUGUGCUCUGGCUCCUUUCUAAUCCUGCUGUUAUUGCCUGGGAUCUACAUCCGACAAUUAAGUGAUGUUCCUUAUCUAGUCCUUUGACCUGGUUCCACUGAGUCUCUGGCGACAGCUGGGAUCCCAGCUUGGAUUUGGCCAUUUUUUGGAAUGUCACCCUAGGGUUUCCCAUUCACACAACCCAUGCAGACCAGAAAGGGAUACAAUACAGCUUUGGCUCUGGAUGCCCCUGGCCCCAUUGCACUGACCCAGAUGAGCUUUACUGGUAGUUUUUAAGAGGGAUGUGAAUCAGGCCUUAAUUUACCGGCCCAGUGGAGCCUUGCCCCAAAAUAUCUUCUUCCUUCCCAUCUUGCCCCUGACCUAAAAUCCCACCAUGAAAAAUUAGCUAAACAUUGGUGAUACUUAUCACGUGCCAAGCAUUCUCCUAAGAAUGCACAGAAAACCUCCGCAGUUCUGGCCUUGGAGAAGCUUGCAGUCGUUACUUCUGCUCCCAAAGGCAAGUCUUCAAGAGGGCCUUGUAAGGCUUCAGGUGGCUCUCCGCGGGGCCUGGGUUUGGGUUAUUUCUUUGUUUUUCUGUAUCGCCGGCACAGUCUAUUCUGCACCUUCACCCUUAAGAGACUUGCCUUGACAAAGGGUUGGAAUACAAGAUGUCUCCCAUCCUCUCCAGCUCUGGUCUUCCCCACCCCCCGGGGCCUGUCCCCCCAGGCAGGUCUGCACAUGCUGGUGUCCUGGUCUAGCUGGAGCCAGAACUAAGGCUUGGGAUACCCCUUUAAACCAAGAAGGCUCAACUUGAACCUAAUUCAGAGACAGCCAGAUGACCCAAAGGGUGGAGUGCUGGGUCUGGAGACAAGGACCCGAGUUCAAAUCCAGCCUCAGAUAGAGGCUCUGUGACUGGGCAAGUGACAACUUCUGUUUGCCUCAGUUUUCUCACCCGUGAAAUGGAGGUAAUAACAGCACCUACCUUGCAUGGUUUGUGAGGACUCACUGAGACUCUUUGUAAAGUGCUUGGCACAGUGCCUGACGUGGUAGAUACUUAAUAAGUGUCCCGGCGAUUCCCCAUAUUACUAGAAAGAAGACCAGAAUUGAAGAAGCUGGAGGUGCUUUGUGUAAGGACGGCCUCUCCGCAGAGACUGAUGGGGCCUCCUGCUGCAUGGACUGAAGGAUGCUGACCGACCUCCUUUUCCUACCUCUGCCCCAGUGGUGCUCCUGUGCCUGGGAGCCUUGCUUUAGGCCUUUUCUUGUGUGAGUUAAAAUGUGCUGUAAUAAAGAUUUAAACUUUAA
Molecule: messenger RNA, 5362 nt
Organism: Sarcophilus harrisii (Tasmanian devil)
Lineage: Eukaryota; Metazoa; Chordata; Mammalia; Dasyuromorphia; Dasyuridae
Gene: NEU3
Product: neuraminidase 3
Exons: 3
Coding region: 51-1727 (558 amino acids)
Biological process (GO): ganglioside catabolic process; oligosaccharide catabolic process
Cellular component (GO): lysosome; cytoplasm; membrane
Molecular function (GO): exo-alpha-sialidase activity
Source: RefSeq, a predicted model, not a curated record